AUGGAGGAUCUUGAUUUUUUCAUAGGUGAUGAGGCUUUGCAAGCUGCCAAAGGUCCAUCUUAUGCACUUAAUUAUCCAAUAAGACACGGUCAAAUCGAAAAUUGGGAUCAAAUGGAGAGAUUCUGGGAAAAUUCUAUUUUCAAGUACCUCAAAUGCGAACCUGAGGACCAUUACUUUCUUCUUACAGAGCCACCAUUAAAUCCACCAGAGAAUAGGGAAAACACGGCUGAAAUCAUGUUUGAGUCAUUCAAUUGUGCCGGGCUUUAUAUCGCUGUGCAAGCCGUUUUGGCCCUCGCCGCUUCAUGGACCUCUUCCAAGGUGGUUGACAGAUCAUUGACAGGUACAGUUAUAGAUUCAGGAGAUGGUGUGACCCAUGUGAUCCCUGUCGCAGAAGGUUAUGUUAUUGGGUCUGCGAUAAAAAAUAUUCCAAUUGCAGGAAGAGACAUUACAAGCUUUAUUCAGACUCUUCUAAGAGAAAGGGGCGAAAAAGAUACAUCAUUGAAAACUGCUGAGCAAAUCAAACAGCAGUUCUGCUAUGUUUGUCCAGAUAUCGUGAAAGAGUUCAACAAAUUUGACUCACAUCCUGAUAUGUUUGCCAAAUACAUCGUCGAAACUGUCAAUCGAUCUAAAAUUGAGGUUGAUGUGGGAUAUGAAAGAUUUCUGGCACCAGAAAUAUUUUUCAAUCCUGAGAUAGCAUCGUCAGAUUUCCUAACUCCAUUGCCAACAAUUGUGGACCAGGUUAUUCAGUCUUCCCCUAUAGAUGUUCGUAAGAACCUUUACAAAAAUAUUGUCUUGAGCGGUGGUUCUACUAUGUUCAAAGAUUUCGGAAGACGACUGCAAAGAGAUUUGAAAUCGCUGGUCAAUGAAAGAGUCGCCCAGAGUGAGCGUCUGAGUGGUUCCAAAUCAAGUGGUGUCACUGUACAAGUGAUUUCACACAAAAGACAGAAGAACGCUGUGUGGUUUGGAGGCUCGUUGUUGGCGCAAACAGCAGAAUUUAAAAGCUACUGUCAUACCAAACGAGAUUACGAAGAGUAUGGACCAAACAUUGUUAGAAACUUUUCUCUAUUCAGUGUUCCAUGA
This is a messenger RNA of Ogataea parapolymorpha DL-1, 1080 nucleotides long. RefSeq names its product Actin-related protein 3. Gene Ontology annotation, biological process: Arp2/3 complex-mediated actin nucleation. The coding region runs from base 1 to 1080 and encodes 359 amino acids. Lineage: Eukaryota; Fungi; Ascomycota; Pichiomycetes; Pichiales; Pichiaceae. The record is from RefSeq and is a predicted model, not a curated record. The transcript has a single exon. Gene Ontology annotation, cellular component: actin cortical patch; Arp2/3 protein complex. Gene Ontology annotation, molecular function: actin filament binding.